UACCUACAGAUCGAGGGGGAGAAAAAUUGAAAUAGUAGACCCGCAAAACUUGAAUUCCAGCUUUGAUGGGUGUUAUCUAUUAGCCAAUAGGAUCACCAGGGGCGGAUUGGAUUGGUGCGUAAAACUACUAUAAAACCCCACCUGGAUUCGUCGUCUCCAUCAAGUUUUGUUGUUGCUGUCACAAAGCAGUCGCGUUUGAUAGCUCAUCAUCUUACCAUGCCUUCCAACACGGCUGCAAGCAUGUUCGGUGGGGCGGGGGGACGGGGAUCGAGGGCGUCGGUGGCCAGCUUUGAGGGGCUGCGUAAUGUGCUGCGUAACCACUCGGACCGGGACUCGGCUCCGGCUCGUGCAGACGCUCCUGCCACGAUCUCCGUCGUCCCCGCGGAUGACGGAGAGACGCUGCGAGGUUUGAAUGGCCGGCUGUCCGGCUACCUGGACAAAGCGAAGCAGCUGGAGGAGGAGAACCAGCAGCUGAAGGAAGAGAUCGAUGAGAUUUUGGCGAAAAGGAAAACGGCAGAGGGCCGGGACUGGCAAGAGCUUGAAAAGCCUCUGAAUCACCUCAAGAAUAAGAUAAAGGACAUCACCAAGCACAAUGCCAAGAUGCUGCUCCAGAUUGACAACACCCAACUGGCCAACGCUGAUUUCAUAAACAAGUUCAAUGAUGAGACGAAGGCUCGGAAGGCGAUUGAAAACGAUCUGGAUGAGCUGAAGAAGAACAUCGAGGACACCAACCGGAGCAACAAGCAGACGCAGAAGGAGAUUGAUGUAGUGAAGGACGAACUGACCCUCUUCGAGCAGGACCACAAAAACGCGGUAGACGACCUGUGUGAGAAGAUCAAGAACUCAGAGGUGAGUGUGGAGAUUGAAACUCCAAACUCUAUCUUGCCCGAGAUUGUCAACAAUAUCCGCAAGCAGUACAACAAACUUGCCACAAAGAACUUGAAGGAGACGGAGGACUGGCAUCAGCGCAAGUUUGAAAACAUCAAAGUCGAAGAGGCCCGCAAUGCUGAAGCGUUGCAGUCGGGCAAGACGGAGCUCAAAGAUUUGCUCAAGCAGAAGCAACAUCUGGAGAUCAAGGUUCAAGGUGCGCGCAGCACGAUCUACAAUUUGGAGGAAAGCUUGAGAUUCACUAAGGUGGAGAACGGGUAUCGUCUGGGCCUGCUCAACCAGACUAUCUUGGACUUGGAACAGCAGCUGAGGAAGGUGAGGGCCCAUGUGGAGAGCCAGUUGGAGAUGAACAAGGACCUGCUGUGUGUCAAGAUGAGACUGGAGGCCGAAAUCAGUAACUACCAACAGCUGAUGUCCGGCAAUGUUGACAGCUCGGACUUUUGUUUUGAGGAUGCUCUGCCCCACGAAAAGCAAGAUGGCGGCAACGUCUCUGAGGAGCAGGAAACGGCAAGAGAAGUUUUGAAGCAAGAAAAUGAGCCAGCGCCCCUGGAGAGUCUUGAAGUCAAGGCAGAAAGUUCAACCAAGCCAGCCGACGGCCUUGCUGUCAAGAAAAAUCUCAAAAUUUAGAAGAGCUAUUCCUCCUCAUCCUCUUCUGAAUCUGAAGAUGAAAAGGCCAAAAAUCAGGGUACAAAAGAAAAAGCUUGA
Messenger RNA from Hippocampus zosterae (dwarf seahorse), 1593 nucleotides. Its product is annotated as keratin, type I cytoskeletal 18-like. The record is from RefSeq and is a predicted model, not a curated record. The transcript has 8 exons. Gene Ontology annotation, molecular function: structural molecule activity. NCBI's taxonomy places the organism in Eukaryota, Metazoa, Chordata, Actinopteri, Syngnathiformes, Syngnathidae.